Messenger RNA from Marmota monax (woodchuck), 19115 nucleotides. It is a transcript of the gene Ahnak, whose product is annotated as AHNAK nucleoprotein. Gene Ontology annotation, biological process: regulation of RNA splicing. The record is from RefSeq and is a predicted model, not a curated record. The coding region runs from base 260 to 18271 and encodes 6003 amino acids. Gene Ontology annotation, cellular component: costamere; cytoplasm; nucleus. The transcript is spliced from 5 exons. Gene Ontology annotation, molecular function: protein binding. NCBI's taxonomy places the organism in Eukaryota, Metazoa, Chordata, Mammalia, Rodentia, Sciuridae.
GCGCGGGGGCCCGGCCACUCGGAGCAGCUCUGCCGCGGGGACUGCACCGCCCGCCCUGCCGGACCCGCCCCGACCCGGGCUCGCAGCAGUCAGCAGCCACAGCACCGCGACCUCGGGUCCCGCGCUGGCUAUGGCUGUGCCCCGGGGCUGAACGCGCAGGCUGUGUGACCGAGAUUCCCGACACAGAGACUGAGGGGAAGAAAGGAAGGAGGGGCGGGCUCCUGGCAAGGCAUUCGCUCCUGGACUGAAUCCUGCAAAGAUGGAGAAGGAGGAGGAGACUACCCGGGAGCUGCUGCUGCCCAACUGGCAGGGCAGCGGCUCCCAUGGGCUCACCAUUGCCCAGAGGGAUGACGGUGUCUUUGUGCAGGAGGUGAUGCAGAACUCCCCUGCGGCCCGCACUGGGGUGGUCAAGGAGGGGGACCAGAUUGUGGGUGCCACCAUCUAUUUUGACAACCUGCAGUCAGGCGAGGUGACCCAGUUGCUGAACACCAUGGGGCAUCACACUGUCGGCCUGAAGCUGCACCGCAAGGGGGAUCGUUCCCCUGAGCCUGGUCAGACCUGGACCCAUGAAGUCUUCAGCUCCCGCAGCUCAGAGGUGGUUCUGAGCGGGGAUGAUGAGGAGUACCAGCGCAUCUACACCACAAAGAUCAAGCCUCGGCUGAAGUCGGAGGAUGGCGUGGAAGGGGACCUUGGGGAGACCCAGAGCCGCACCAUCACAGUGACCAGAAGGGUCACAGCCUACACUGUGGAUGUGACCGGCCGGGAAGGAUCCAAGGACAUCGACAUCAGCAGCCCUGAAUUCAUGAUCAAGAUUCCAAGGCAUGAAGUGACUGAAAUCUCCAAUGUGGAUGUGGAGACCCAGCCUGGAAAGACAGUGAUCCGAUUGCCCUCAGGCUCGGGGGUCUCUCCAACCACAGGUGCCGCCGUCGACAUCCAGGCAGGGGCCAUUUCUGCCUCAGGACCAGAGCUUCAGGGUGCUGGCCACUCGAAACUCCAGGUCACUGUGCCUGGUAUAAAGGUGGGAAGCACCGGUGUCAGUGUCAGUGCAAAGGGCUCAGGCUUGGGUGGCAAAGGAGGGAUCCAAGUUCCAGGAGUGGAUAUUUCAUCUGCUCUUGAGGGUGGGGUAGCAGAGGUGCAGGGCCCAUCCCCCCAGAGCUGCGAUACUGGCAAAAUUAAGAUUCCUACCAUGAAGAUGCCAAAAUUUGGUGUGUCUGCCGGGCCCGAGGCACCAGAGGUAGGAUUGAAUGUUUCUGCGCCUGAAUUCUCUGUAGGGCAUAAGGGCGGCAAGCCCGGCUUGACCAUUGGUGGGAAUAUCCAAGCCCCUCACCUGGAAGUCAGUGCCCCCUCUGCCAAUAUUGCGGGGCUUGAUGGGAAGCUGAAAGGCCCUCAGAUUGCUGGGCCAUCACUUGAGGGUAACUUAGGCCUGAAAGGUUCCAAGCCACUGGGAAGCAUAGGAAUAGAUGCCUCUGCUCCCAAAAUUGAGGGCAGCAUCACAGGCCCCAGUGUGGAAAUUCGAGCCCCUGAUGUCGAUAUUCAUGGGCCUGGGGGCAAACUGAAUGUGCCCCAGAUGAAAGUCCCUAAAUUCUCUGCCUCAGGUUCAAAGGGAGAGGGAGCUGGCAUUGAUGUGACACUGCCGACAGGUGAAGUGACUCUUCCUGGGGCCUCUGGGGAUAUGAGCUUACCUGAGAUCUCUACUGGUGGGCUGGAAGGGAAGAUGAAGGGUGCUAAAGUCAAGACUCCUGAAAUGAUUAUUCAGAAACCUAAAAUCUCUAUGCAGGAUGUGGAUCUGAGUCUUGGGUCCCCUAAACUAAAAGGAAAUAUUAAGGUUUCUGCUCCUGAGGUGAAAGGUGAUGUUAAAGGCCCUCAAGUGGCAGUUAAAGGCUCCAAAGUGGACAUAGAGACACCAGACUUAGAGGGGACCUUGACAGGCCCCAAGCUGGGCAGUCCUUCUGGGAAAACAGGAACCUGUAGGAUCUCUAUGGCAGAUGUGGACUUAAACGUGGCUGCACCUAAAGGGAAAGGGGGUGUGGAUGUCACACUCCCAAAAGUAGAAGGGACAGUCAGGGUCCCUGAAAUUGAUGUCAAAGGCCCCAAAGUGGACGUCAGUGCCCCAGAUGUGGAAGUUCACGGGAACCUGAAAAUGCCCAAAAUGAAAAUGCCCAAGUUCAGCACUCCAGGGGUCAAAGGGGAAGGCCCAGAUGUAGAAAUGACUCUACCCAAAGGAAAUGUCAGUAUUUUAGGGCCAGAGGUCAACGUGGAAGCUCCAGAUGUCAAGAAGGAGGGCCUGGGGGGCAAACUUAAAGGCCCUGAUAUUAAGGUGCCUGAAGUGAGUGUCAAGACACCAAAGAUCUCCAUGCCUGAUGUAGAUCUGCAUGUUAAAGGUACAAAGGUGAAGGGAGAGUAUGAUGUCACAGUUCCAAAGCUGGAAGGAGAACUGAAAGGCCCGAAAGUGAACAUUGAUGUCCCAGAUGUAGAAGCUCAUGGCCCAGACUGGCACCUGAAGAUGCCCAAGAUGAAAAUGCCCAAAUUUAGUGUGCCAGGGCUCAAAGCAGAGGGUGCAGAAGUGGAGGUGAAUUUGCCGAAGGCUGAUGUGGACAUUUCUGGGCCCAAGGUAGAGAUUAGUGCUCCAGACGUGAGCAUUGAGGGACCAGAAGGCAAAUUGAAAGGGCCUAAGUUCAAAAUGCCUGAAAUGAACAUCAAAGCUCCCAAGAUCUCCAUGCCAGAUGUGGACUUAGAACUGAAAGGCCCUAGUGUGAAAGGAGAAUAUAAUGUCACAGUGCCAAAGGUCGAAAGUGACAUUAAAGUUCCCGACGUUGAACUCAAAAGUGCCAAAGUGGACAUUGAUGUCCCAGAUGUGGAAGCUCGUGGCCCAGACUGGCACCUGAAGAUGCCCAAAAUGAAAAUGCCCAAAUUCAGCAUGCCUGGCUUCAAAGCAGAGGGCCCGGAUGUGGAUGUGAACCUCCCUAAGGCCAACAUUGAAGUCUCGGGACCCAAGGUGGAUGUUGACGUUCCAGAUGUGAAUAUUGAAGGACCUGAAGGAAAUCUGAAGGGUCCCAAGAUUAAGAUGCCAGAGAUGAACAUCAAGGCCCCCAAGAUCUCCAUGCCUGAUGUGGAUUUGCAUAUGAGAGGUCCCAAGGUAAAGGGAGAAUAUGAUGUUACAGUGCCAAAGAUAGAAGGGGAUCUGAAAGGUCCAAAAGUAGAUGUCAGUGCCCCAGAUGUUGAUGUUCACGGUCCUGACUGGAACCUGAAAAUGCCAAAGAUUAAAAUGCCCAAAUUUAGCAUGCCCAGCCUCAAAGGAGAAGGCCCAGACUUGGAUGUGAACCUUCCCAAGGCAGAUGUGGACAUUUCUGCACCAAAGGUAGAUAUUAGUGCUCCAGACCUGAGCCUUGAAGGACCAGAAGGGAAGUUGAAAGGUCCAAAGUUUAAGAUGCCUGAGAUGCACUUCAAGGCUCCAAAGAUGUCUUUGCCAGAUGUUGACCUGGAUCUCAAAGGGCCAAAAAUGAAAGGAAAUCUAGAUCUGUCUGCCCCCAAAAUAGAGGGUGACAUCAAAGGUCCCCCAGUAGACAUCAAAGCACCAGAUGUGGAAGUUCAAGGUGCAGACUGGAGCCUGAAAAUGCCCAAGAUGAAAAUGCCCAAGUUCACCAUGCCCAGCCUCAAAGGUGAGGGUCCAGAUGUGGAUUUGAACCUGCCCAAGGCUGACAUUGAUGUUUCAGGACCAAAAGUGGACAUUGAAGCUCCAGAUGUGAGCCUUGAGGGUCCGGAAGGGAAGCUAAAGGGUCCCAAGUUUAAGAUGCCAGACAUGCACUUCAAGGCCCCCAAGAUCUCCAUGCCUGAUGUGGACUUACACUUGAAAGGCCCCAAAGUCAAAGGGGAUGUGGAUGUGGAUGUGACAGUGCCCAAGAUAGAAGGUGAAAUGAAAGUGCCAGAUGUGGACAUCAAAGGCCCCAAAGUGGACAUUGAUGCCCCAGAUGUGGAUGUUCAUGGCCCAGACUGGCACCUGAAGAUGCCCAAGAUGAAAAUGCCCAAGUUCAGCAUGCCCGGCUUUAAAGCAGAGAGCCCAGAGGUGGAUGUGAAACUGCCCAAGGCCGACAUUGACAUUGCUGGACCCAAAGUUGAUAUUGAAACCCCAGAUGUGAGCCUUGAAGGUCCAGAAGGAAAACUGAAAGGUCCCAAGUUUAAGAUGCCUGAGAUGCACUUCAAGGCCCCCAAGAUCUCCAUGCCUGAUGUGGACUUGAAUGUUAAGGGGCCAAAAGUAAAGGGAGAUGUGGAUGUGUCUUUACCUGACGUCGAAGGUGAAAUAAAAGUGCCAGAUGUUGACAUUAAAGGGCCAAAAGUUGGCAUUGAUGCUCCAGAUGUGGAUGUCCAUGGCCCAGACUGGCACCUGAAGAUGCCCAAAAUGAAAAUGCCCAAGUUCAGCAUGCCCGGCUUCAAAGCAGAGGGCCCAGAUGUAGAUGUGAAUCUGCCUAAGGCCGACAUCGAUGUCUCAGGACCCAAGGUGGAUGUUGAAGUUCCAGAUGUGAAUAUUGAAGGUCCAGAUGCAAAACUCAAAGGUCCCAAAUUUAAGCUGCCAGAAAUGAACAUAAAGCCUCAGAAGAUAUCCAUGCCAGAUGUUGGUUUGCAUUUAAAAGGUCCUAAGGUAAAAGGAGAUUAUGAUGUUACAGCCCCCAAAAUAGAAGGCGAGAUCAAAGCUCCUUCUGUUGAUGUGAAAGGCCCCAAAGUGGACAUCAAUGCACCAGAUGUGGAAGUUCAUGGACCAGAUUGGCACCUGAAGAUGCCCAAGGUGAAAAUGCCCAAGUUCAGCAUGCCUGGCUUCAAAGGAGAGGGUCCUGAAGUGGAUGUGAAUCUUCCUAAGGCCAACAUUGAUGUUUCAGGACCCCAAGUGAACAUUGAGGCUCCAGACGUGAAUAUUGAAGCUCCAGAGGGGAAACUAAAGGGCCCCAAGUUCAAGAUGCCAAGUAUGAAUAUACAGACACACAAAAUUUCUAUGCCAGAUGUUGGACUUAAUCUGAAAGCUCCUAAACUGAAAACUGAUGUGGAUGUUUCCCUUCCCAAAGUGGAGGGAGACCUGAAAGGUCCAGAAGUUGACGUGAAAGCCCCUAAGAUGGAUGUGGAUGUUGGUGAUAUUGAUAUUGAAUGCCCAGAAGGAAAAUUGAAAGGCCCCAAGUUUAAGAUGCCCGACAUGCACUUCAAGACCCCCAAGAUCUCCAUGCCUGAUGUGGACUUACACUUGAAAGGCCCCAAAGUCAAAGGGGAUGUGGAUGUGACAGUGCCCAAGAUGGAAGGUGAGAUGAAAGUGCCAGAUGUGGACAUCAAAGGGCCAAAAGUUGACAUCAGCACCCCAGACGUGGAUGUUCAUGGCCCAGACUGGCACCUGAAGAUGCCCAAGAUGAAAAUGCCCAAGUUCAGCAUGCCCGGCUUCAAAGCAGAGAGCCCAGAGGUGGAUGUGAAACUGCCCAAGGCUGACAUUGAUGUGUCUGGACCCAGCUUGGAUAUUGAUGCCCCUGAUUUGGAUAUUGAAGGACCAGAAGGAAAAUUGAAAGGCUCCAAAUUUAAGAUGCCCAAGUUGAAUAUCAAAGCUCCCAAGAUAUCUAUGCCAGAUGUGGACUUGAAUUUGAAGGGACCCAAACUGAAAGGCGAGAUAGAUGCUUCUAUGCCAGAACUGGAAAGUGAUCUCAGAGGUCCGCAAGUUGAUAUCAAGGGUCCCAGUGUGGAUGUGGAGGUACCUGAUGUUGAUUUGGAGUGUCCUGAUGCAAAGUUGAAAGGCCCCAAGUUUAAGAUGCCUGACAUGCACUUCAAGGCCCCCAAGAUCUCCAUGCCUGAUGUGGACUUACACUUGAAAGGCCCCAAAGUCAAGGGUGAUAUGGAUGUGUCUGUGCCAAAAUUGGAAGGAGAUUUGAAAGGUCCCAGUGUGGAUGUGGAAGUGCCUGAUGUUGAUUUGGAGUGUCCUGAUGCAAAGUUGAAAGGCCCCAAGUUUAAGAUGCCCGACAUGCACUUCAAGGCCCCCAAGAUCUCCAUGCCUGAUGUGGACUUACACUUGAAAGGCCCCAAAGUCAAAGGGGAUGUGGAUGUGACAGUACCCAAGAUAGAAGGUGAGAUGAAAGUGCCAGAUGUGGAUAUCAAAGGGCCCAAAGUGGACAUUGAUGCCCCAGACGUGGAUGUUCAUGGCCCAGACUGGCACCUGAAGAUGCCCAAGAUGAAAAUGCCCAAGUUCAGCAUGCCCGGCUUUAAAGCAGAGAGCCCAGAGGUGGACGUGAAGCUGCCCAAGGCCGACAUUGAUGUGUCAGGGCCCAAGGUGGACAUUGACGUUCCAGAUGUGAACAUUGAGGGUCCAGAAGGGAAGCUGAAGGGUCCCAAGUUUAAGAUGCCUGACAUGCACUUCAAGGCCCCCAAGAUCUCCAUGCCUGAUGUGGACUUACACUUGAAAGGCCCCAAAGUCAAGGGUGAUAUGGAUGUGUCUGUGCCAAAAUUGGAAGGAGAUUUGAAAGGUCCCAGUGUGGAUGUGGAAGUGCCUGAUGUUGAUUUGGAGUGUCCUGAUGCAAAGUUGAAAGGCCCCAAGUUUAAGAUGCCCGACAUGCACUUCAAGGCCCCCAAGAUCUCCAUGCCUGAUGUGGACUUACACUUGAAAGGCCCCAAAGUCAAAGGGGAUGUGGAUGUGACAGUACCCAAGAUGGAAGGUGAGAUGAAAGUGCCAGAAGUGGACAUCAAAGGGCCCAAAGUGGACAUUGAUGCCCCAGACGUGGAUGUUCAUGGCCCAGACUGGCACCUGAAGAUGCCCAAAAUGAAAAUGCCCAAGUUCAGCAUGCCCGGCUUCAAAGCAGAGAGCCCAGAGGUGGACAUGAACCUGCCCAAGGCCGACAUUGAUGUGUCAGGGCCCAAGGUGGACAUUGACGUUCCAGAUGUGAACAUUGAGGGUCCAGAAGGGAAGCUGAAGGGUCCCAAGUUUAAGAUGCCUGACAUGCACUUCAAGGCCCCCAAGAUCUCCAUGCCUGAUGUGGACUUACACUUGAAAGGCCCCAAAGUCAAGGGUGAUAUGGAUGUGUCUGUGCCAAAAUUGGAAGGAGAUUUGAAAGGUCCCAGUGUGGAUGUGGAAGUGCCUGAUGUUGAUUUGGAGUGUCCUGAUGCAAAGUUGAAAGGCCCCAAGUUUAAGAUGCCCGACAUGCACUUCAAGGCCCCCAAGAUCUCCAUGCCUGAUGUGGACUUACACUUGAAAGGCCCCAAAGUCAAAGGAGAUGUGGAUGUGACAGUGCCCAAGAUGGAAGGUGAGAUGAAAGUGCCAGAUGUGGACAUUAAAGGGCCAAAAGUUGACAUCAGCACCCCAGACGUGGAUGUUCAUGGCCCAGACUGGCACCUGAAGAUGCCCAAGAUGAAAAUGCCCAAAUUCAGCAUGCCCGGCUUCAAAGCAGAGGGUCCUGAAGUGGACGUGAGCCUGCCUAAGGCUGACCUUGAUGUGUCAGGGCCCAAGGUGGAUAUUGAUCUUCCAGGUGUGGGCCUUGAGGGUCCAGAAGGGAAGCUGAAGGGUCCCAAGUUUAAGAUGCCUGAGAUGCACUUUCAUGCCCCCAAGAUCUCCAUGCCUGAUGUGGACUUUAACUUAAAGGGACCUAAAGUCAAAGGAGACAUUGAUGUUUCUGUUCCAAAGCUUGAAGGGGAGUUAAAGGGUCCUGAACUGGAUGUCAAGGGCCCCAAAUUAGAUGCUGAUCUCCCAGAAGUCUCUGUGGAAGGCCCAGAUGGUAAAUGGAAAAGUCCUAAAUUUAAGAUGCCAGACAUGCACUUUAAAGCUCCUAAAAUUUCCAUGCCAGAUAUUGAUCUACACUUAAAGAGUCCCAAGGUAAAGGGAGAGGUGGAUGUGGAUGUUCCAAAAUUGGAAGGAGACCUCAAAGGGCCACAUAUGGAUAUCAGUGGGCCAGAAGUUGAUAUUGAAGGACCAGAGGGAAAAUUGAAAGGCCCUAAAUUCAAGAUGCCUGAUAUGCACUUCAAAGCCCCCAAUAUUUCUAUGCCUGAUGUUGAUCUAAAUUUGAAAGGACCCAAAAUCAAGGGAGAUGUGGAUGUGUCUGUGCCUGAGGUAGAAGGUAAAAUAAAAGUACCAGAUGUAAAUAUCAAGGGCCCCAAAAUAGAUGUUAAUGCUCCUGAUGUUCAUGGCCCAGAUUGGCAUUUGAAGAUGCCCAAGAUGAAAAUGCCCAAAUUCAGCAUGCCUGGCUUCAAGGGAGAGGGUCCUGAAGUGGACGUGAACCUGCCCAAGGCUGACAUUGAUGUCUCAGGACCUAAGGUGGACAUUGAAGGCCCUGAUGUGAACAUUGAAGGACCAGAAGGAAAGUUGAAAGGUCCUAAGUUCAAGAUGCCGGAGAUGAACAUCAAGGCCCCCAAGAUCUCCAUGCCUGACAUUGAUUUGCAUCUGAAGGGUCCCAAGAUGAAGGGUGAUGUGGAUGCUUCUCUCCCCAAGAUUGAAGGAGAUCUAAAAGGCCCAGAAGUUGAUAUCAAAGGUCCAAAAAUGGACAUCAGUGCCCCUGAUGUGGAUGUGCAAGGCCCAGACUGGCACCUGAAGAUGCCCAAGGUGAAAAUGCCCAAGUUCAGCAUGCCUGGCUUCAAAGGAGAGGGUCCUGAAGUGGACGUGAAACUGCCCAAGGCUGACAUUGAUGUCUCAGGGCCCAAGGUGGACAUUGAAGUUCCUGAUGUGAACAUUGAAGGACCAGAAGGAAAGCUGAAAGGUCCCAAGUUCAAGAUGCCGGAGAUGAACAUCAAGGCCCCCAAGAUCUCCAUGCCUGACAUUGACCUUAACCUGAAAGGCCCCAAAGUGAAGGGCGAUGUGGACGUGUCUCUGCCCAAAGUGGAAGGUGAGAUUAAAGUUCCUGAAGUGGACAUCAAAGGCCCCAAAGUGGACGUUGAUGUUCCAGAUGUGGAUGUUCAUGGCCCAGACUGGCACUUGAAGAUGCCCAAGAUAAAAAUGCCCAAGUUCAGCAUGCCAGGCUUCAAGGGAGAAGGACCAGAGGUUGAUGUGAACUUGCCCAAAGCUGACAUUGAUGUCUCAGGGCCUAAGGUGGACAUUGAAGGUCCUGAUGUCAGUAUUGAAGGACCUGAAGGAAAGUUGAAAGGUCCCAAGUUCAAGAUGCCUGAGAUGAACAUCAAAGCUCCCAAGAUCUCCAUGCCUGACUUUGAUUUGCACAUGAAGGGUCCUAAGGUGAAAGGAGAUGUGGAUGUGUCUCUGCCUAGAGUAGAAGGUGACCUCAAGGGUCCUGAAAUCGACAUCAAAGGCCCCAAAGUGGACAUUGAUGCUCCAGAUGUGGAUGUUCAGGGCCCAGACUGGCACCUGAAGAUGCCCAAGGUGAAAAUGCCCAAGUUCAGCAUGCCUGGCUUCAAAGGAGAAGGCCCUGAAGUGGACGUGAACCUGCCCAAAGCUGACAUUGAUGUCUCAGGACCCAAGGUGGACAUUGAAGGUCCUGAUGUGAACAUUGAAGGACCUGAAGGAAAGUUGAAAGGUCCCAAGUUCAAGAUGCCUGAGAUGAACAUCAAAGCCCCCAAGAUUUCCAUGCCUGACUUUGAUUUGCAUCUAAAGGGUCCCAAGGUAAAAGGUGAUGUGGACGUUUCUCUGCCAAAAGUGGAAGGUGACUUAAAGGGUCCUGAUGUUGACAUCAAAGGCCCCAAAGUGGACAUCGAUGCCCCAGAUGUGGAUGUACAAGGCCCAGACUGGCACCUGAAGAUGCCCAAGGUGAAAAUGCCCAAGUUCAGCAUGCCUGGCUUCAAAGGAGAGGGUCCUGAAGUGGACGUGAACCUGCCCAAGGCUGACAUUGAUGUCUCAGGGCCCAAGGUGGACAUUGAAGUUCCUGAUGUGAACAUUGAAGGUCCAGAUGCAAAGCUGAAAGGUCCCAAGUUCAAGAUGCCAGAGAUGAACAUCAAGGCCCCCAAGAUCUCCAUGCCUGACAUUGACCUUAACCUGAAAGGCCCCAAAGUGAAGGGCGAUGUGGACGUGUCUCUGCCCAAAGUGGAAGGUGAGAUUAAAGUUCCUGAAGUGGACAUUAAAGGCCCCAAAGUGGACGUUGAUGUUCCAGAUGUGGAUGUUCAUGGUCCAGAUUGGCACUUGAAGAUGCCCAAAAUAAAAAUGCCCAAGUUCAGCAUGCCAGGCUUCAAGGGAGAAGGACCAGAGGUUGAUGUGAACUUGCCCAAAGCUGACAUUGAUGUCUCAGGGCCUAAGGUGGACAUUGAAGGUCCUGAUGUUAGUAUUGAAGGACCUGAAGGAAAGUUGAAAGGUCCCAAGUUCAAGAUGCCUGAGAUGAACAUCAAGGCCCCCAAGAUCUCAAUGCCAGAUUUGGACCUUAAUCUUAAAGGCCCUAAAGUGAAAGGGGAGGUGGAUGUUUCACUUCCAAAUGUAGAAGGUGAUUUGAAAGGACCUACACUUGACAUAACAGGCCCGAAAUUAGACGUAGAUGUUCCAGAUAUUGACAUUCAUGGCCCAGAAGGCAAAUUAAAAGGUCCCAAACUGAAGAUGCCUGAAAUGCAUGUAAACAUGCCCAAGAUCUCCAUGCCAGAAAUUGACUUGAAUUUGAAGGGAUCAAAGCUGAAGGGAGAUGUUGAUAUCUCUGGGCCAAAACUGGAGGGUGACAUUAAAGCUCCCAAACUGGAUGUGAAAGGCCCAGAAGUAGACAUUUCUGGUCCGAAGCUCAAUAUUGAAGGCAAGUCAAAGAAAUCUCGUUUUAAACUUCCCAAAUUUAAUUUUUCGGGCUCCAAAGUUCAGACACCUGAGGUGGAUAUUAAAGCUAAAAAGCCAGAUAUUGAUGUAACUGGCCCAAAAGUUGAUCUUAAUGCUCCUGAAGUUGAAGUUCAAGGAAAAGUGAAAGGAUCUAAGUUUAAAAUGCCUUUCCUGAGUAUUUCAUCUCCCAAAGUGUCUAUGCCUGAUGUGGAGUUAAAUUUGAAAGGUCCUAAAGUCAAAGGAGAUUUAGAUGUUGCAGGUCCAACUUUAGAAGGAGAAUUUAAAGGUCCCAAAGUGGAUAUUCAGGCACCAGAUGUCCACCUUAAUGCACCUGAAGUAGAUGUUCAUGGUCCAGAUUUGAAUGUGAAAAUGCCCAAGAUGAAAAUGCCCAAAUUUGGUGUUCCUGGCUUAAAAGCAGAAGGUCCAGAAAUGGCUGUGGAUCUACCAAAAGGAGACAUCAACAUAGAAGGUCCCACUCUGAAUGUUGAGGGCCCAGAACUCAAUGUGGAAGGUCCAGAAGGAAGCAUAAAAGGUCCCAAAUUCAAGAUGCCUGACAUGAACAUAAAAGCUCCUAAGAUCUCCAUGCCUGACAUUGACUUAAAUCUGAAGGGUCCCAAGGUGAAAGGUGAUAUGGAUAUUUCUCCACCCAAACUUGAAGGGGAUCUGAAAGGGCCAGAAGUUGAUAUCAAAGGCCCUAAAGUGGACAUCAGUGCCCCAGAAGUGGAUGUUCAUGGUCCAGACUGGAACCUGAAGAUGCCCAAGAUGAAAAUGCCCAAGUUUAGCAUGCCCGGCUUCAAAGGAGAGGGUCCUGAAGUGGAUGUGAACCUGCCUAAGGCUGACAUUGACAUUUCUGGCCCCAGUGUAGACAUUGAUGUCCCUGAUGUCAACAUUGAAGGUCCAGAUGCAAAACUGAAGGGUCCCAAAUUCAAGAUGCCUGAGAUGAACAUCAAGGCCCCUAAGAUCUCCAUGCCUGACUUUGAUCUAAACCUGAAGGGCCCCAAAAUGAAGGGUGAUGUGGAUGUUUCUCUGCCAAAAGUGGAAGGUGAUGUAAAGGGUCCCGAGGUGAACAUUAAGGGCCCCAAAGUGGACAUUGACACUCCUGAUAUUAAUAUAGAAGGCCCAGAGGGUAAAUUGAAGGGACCCAAAUUUAAGAUGCCAGAAAUGCAUUUAAAGGCUCCCAAAAUAUCUAUGCCUGACAUUGACUUGAACAUGAAGGGCCCCAAGAUGAAGGGUGAUGUGGAUGCUUCUCUCCCCAAGAUUGAAGGAGAUCUAAAAGGCCCAGAAGUUGAUAUCAAAGGUCCAAAAAUGGACAUCAGUGCCCCUGAUGUGGAUGUGCAAGGCCCAGACUGGCACCUGAAGAUGCCCAAGGUGAAAAUGCCCAAGUUCAGCAUGCCUGGCUUCAAAGGAGAGAGUCCUGAAGUGGACGUGAACCUGCCCAAGGCUGACAUUGAUGUCUCAGGGCCCAAGGUGGACAUUGAAGUUCCUGAUGUGAACAUUGAAGGACCAGAAGGAAAGCUGAAAGGUCCCAAGUUCAAGAUGCCUGAGAUGAACAUCAAGGCCCCCAAGAUCUCCAUGCCUGACAUUGACCUUAACCUGAAAGGCCCCAAAGUGAAGGGCGAUGUGGACGUGUCUCUGCCCAAAGUGGAAGGUGAGAUUAAAGUUCCUGAAGUGGACAUCAAAGGCCCCAAAGUGGACGUUGAUGUUCCAGAUGUGGAUGUUCAUGGCCCAGACUGGCACUUGAAGAUGCCCAAGAUAAAAAUGCCCAAGUUCAGCAUGCCAGGCUUCAAGGGAGAAGGACCAGAGGUUGAUGUGAACUUGCCCAAAGCUGACAUUGAUGUCUCAGGGCCUAAGGUGGACAUUGAAGGUCCUGAUGUCAGUAUUGAAGGACCUGAAGGAAAGUUGAAAGGUCCCAAGUUCAAGAUGCCUGAGAUGAACAUCAAAGCUCCCAAGAUCUCCAUGCCUGACUUUGAUUUGCACAUGAAGGGUCCUAAGGUGAAAGGAGAUGUGGAUGUGUCUCUGCCUAGAGUAGAAGGUGACCUCAAGGGUCCUGAAAUCGACAUCAAAGGCCCCAAAGUGGACAUUGAUGCUCCAGAUGUGGAUGUUCAGGGCCCAGACUGGCACCUGAAGAUGCCCAAGGUGAAAAUGCCCAAGUUCAGCAUGCCUGGCUUCAAAGGAGAAGGCCCUGAAGUGGACGUGAACCUGCCCAAAGCUGACAUUGAUGUCUCAGGACCCAAGGUGGACUUAGACACUCCUGACAUUGACAUUCAUGGUCCAGAAGGGAAACUGAAGGGUCCAAAGUUUAAAAUGCCUGACCUGCAUCUCAAGGCCCCCAAGGUCUCCAUGCCUGAAGUUGACCUGAGUCUGAAGGGUCCAAAGGUGAAAGGUGAUGUGGAUGUUUCUCUGCCCAAAGUGGAAGGUGACCUCAAAGGCCCUGAAGUUGACAUCAAAGGCCCCAAGGUAGACAUCAGUGCCCCAGAUGUGGAUGUUCAUGGCCCAGACUGGCACUUGAAGAUGCCCAAGGUGAAAAUGCCCAAGUUCAGCAUGCCUGGCUUCAAAGGAGAGGGUCCUGAAGUGGACGUGAACCUGCCCAAGGCUGACAUUGAUGUCUCAGGGCCCAAGGUGGACAUCGAGGUUCCAGAUGUGAACAUUGAAGGUCCAGAUGCAAAGCUGAAAGGUCCCAAGUUCAAGAUGCCAGAGAUGAACAUCAAGGCCCCCAAGAUCUCCAUGCCUGACAUUGACUUUAACCUGAAAGGCCCCAAAGUAAAGGGCGAUGUAGAUGUUUCUCUACCCAAAGUGGAAGGUGAGAUUAAAGUUCCUGAAGUUGACAUCAAAGGCCCCAAGGUAGACAUCAGUGCCCCAGAUGUGGAUGCUCAUGGCCCAGACUGGCACUUGAAGAUGCCCAAGGUGAAAAUGCCCAAGUUCAGCAUGCCUGGCUUCAAAGGAGAGGGUCCUGACGUGGAUGUGAACCUACCCAAGGCUGACAUUGAUGUCUCAGGGCCCAAGGUGGACAUUGAGGUUCCAGAUGUGAACAUUGAAGGACCAGAAGGAAAGUUGAAAGGUCCCAAGUUCAAGAUGCCAGAGAUGAACAUCAAGGCCCCCAAGAUCUCCAUGCCUGACAUUGACUUUAACUUGAAGGGUCCCAAAGUGAAGGGUGAUGUGGAUGUGUCUCUACCCAAAGUAGAAGGUGAUCUCAAGGGCCCUGAAAUUGAUAUUAAGGGCCCCAGUGUGGACAUUGAUGUUCCUGAUGUCAAUAUUGAAGGUCCAGAAGGAAAAUUAAAAGGGCCCAAAUUUAAAAUGCCAGAGAUGAAUAUCAAAGCUCCCAAGAUUUCCAUGCCUGACUUUGACUUAAAUCUCAAAGGGCCAAAGGUAAAGGGAGAUGUGGACCUUUCCCUACCUAAGGUGGAAGGUGAUCUGAAAGGGCCAGAGGUGGAUAUUGAAGGCCCUGAAGGGAAAAUCAAAGGUCCUAAAUUUAAGAUGCCUGAUGUCCAUUUCAAAACUCCCCAAAUCUCCAUGAGUGACAUUGAUUUGAACUUGAAAGGACCUAAGAUAAAAGGAGAUUUGGAUGUUUCUAUUCCUGCACCUGAAGGAGAUUUGAAGGGCCCAAAAGUGGAUAUCAAAGGCCCUAAGCUGGACUUAGAUACUCCUGACAUUGACAUUCAUGGUCCAGAAGGGAAACUGAAGGGUCCAAAGUUUAAAAUGCCUGACCUGCAUCUCAAGGCCCCCAAGGUCUCCAUGCCUGAAGUUGACCUGAGUCUGAAGGGUCCAAAGGUGAAAGGUGAUGUGGAUGUUUCUCUGCCCAAAGUGGAAGGUGACCUCAAAGGCCCUGAAGUUGACAUCAAAGGCCCCAAGGUAGACAUCAGUGCCCCAGAUAUGGAUGUUCAUGGCCCAGACUGGCACUUGAAGAUGCCCAAGGUGAAAAUGCCCAAGUUCAGCAUGCCUGGCUUCAAAGGAGAGGGUCCUGAAGUGGAUGUGAACCUGCCCAAGGCUGACAUUGAUGUCUCAGGGCCCAAGGUGGACAUCGAGGUUCCAGAUGUGAACAUUGAAGGUCCAGAUGCAAAGCUGAAAGGUCCCAAGUUCAAGAUGCCAGAGAUGAACAUCAAGGCCCCCAAGAUCUCCAUGCCUGACAUUGACCUUAACCUGAAAGGCCCCAAAGUGAAGGGCGAUGUGGACGUAUCUCUACCCAAAGUAGAAGGUGACCUGAAGGGUCCUGAAAUUGACAUCAAAGGCCCCAAAGUGGAUAUCAGUGCCCCAGAUGUGGAUACUCAUGGCCCAGACUGGCACCUGAAGAUGCCCAAGGUGAAAAUGCCCAAGUUCAGCAUGCCUGGCUUCAAAGGAGAGGGUCCUGAAGUGGACGUGAACCUGCCCAAGGCUGACAUUGAUGUCUCAGGGCCCAAGGUGGACAUUGCUGUCCCGGAUGUAAAUAUUGAAGGUCCAGAUGCAAAGCUGAAAGGUCCUAAGUUCAAGAUGCCUGAGAUAAAUAUCAAGGCUCCUAAGAUCUCCAUGCCUGAUGUUGACCUGGAUUUGAAAGGACCCAAAGUAAAAGGAGAUUUCGAUGUGUCUGGCCCUAAGAUUGAAGGCCCAGAAGUAGACCUGAAAGGUCCAGGUCUGGAUUUUGGAGGCCCUGAUGCCAAACUCAGUGGCCCUAAUUUGAAGAUGCCAUCACUGGAUAUAUCUGCACCGAAAGUGACUGUUCCUGAUGUUGAUUUGCAUCUUAAGACACCAAAAAUUGGAAUUUCUGGUCCCAAGCUAGAAGGUGGUGAUAUGGACUUCAAGGGGCCCAAAGUUGAUUUGGAAGCUCCAAGCUUAGAUGUACACAUGGAAAGCCCAGAUAUUAACAUUGAGGGGCCAGAUGUUAAGAUUCCUAAGUUUAAGAAACCCAAGUUUGGAUUUGGGGCAAAAAGUCCAAAAGCUGACAUCAAGUCACCUUCACUCGAUGUGACUCUUCCUGAGGCAGAACUGAAUGUUGAAGCUCCUGAAAUUAGUGUUGGUGGCAAGGGCAAGAAAAGUAAAUUUAAAAUGCCUAAAAUUCACAUGAGUGGUCCUAAAGUUAAGGCCAAAAAGCAGGGAUUUGAUUUGAAUGUUCCUGGGGCUGAGAUCGAUGCCAGUCUCAAAGCUCCUGAUGUAGAUGUCAAUGUCACGGGGCCAGAUGCUGCACUCAAAGUCGAUGUAAAAUCUCCCAAAACCAAGAAGACUAUGUUUGGAAAAAUGUACUUCCCAGAUGUAGAGUUUGACAUCAAAUCACCUAAAUUUAAAACUGAGGCCCCGCUCCCUAGCCCCAAGCUGGAGGGUGAAAUCCAGGCACCUGAUCUAAAUAUUUCUUCACCAGGAAUUAAUGUGGAAGGUCCCAAGUUCAAGAUGCCAGGUGUGGAUGUGUCAGGGCCAAAAAUAGAGGGCGACUUGAAAGGCCCCAGGGUACAGGCCAACUUAGGCACACCUGAUAUCAACAUCGAAGGCCCAGAUGCUAAAAUCAAAGCACCAUCUUUUGGCAUUUCUGCCCCUCAAGUCUCCAUGCCUGAUGUGAAUGUUAACUUGAAAGGACCAAAGAUAAAGGGUGAUGUCCCCAGUGUGGGACUGGAAGGACCAGAUGUAGAUCUGCAUGGUCCAGAAGCAAAAAUCAAGUUCCCCCACUUUUCGAUGCCCAAGAUCAGCGUCCCUGGUGUGAAAAUGGAGGGUGGAGCAGCCGAGCUCAAUGCCCAGCUGCCCUCUCUUGAAGGAGGCUUGAGCACACCAGAUGUUAAGCUUGAAGGGCCUGAUGUCUCUCUGAAGGGGCCAGGAAUAGACUUGCCUUCAGUCAACCUCUCUAUGCCAAAAGUCUCUGGGCCUGAUCUUGGCCUGAACUUGAAAGGACCAAGUUUGAAGGGAGACCUGGAUGCAUCGGCUCCAAGCAUAAAGGUGCAGGCCCCAGGGCUCGACCUCAGAGGUGUCGGUGGAAAGGUGCAGGUGGGAGGAGAUGGUAUGAAAGUGCCGGGGAUCAACGCCACAACGCUUAAUGUCGGGGCACCAGACGUGACACUGAAGGGACCAUGCCUCCAGGGAGAUCUGGCUGUCUCUGGUGACAUCAAGGGCCCUAAAAUAUCCGUAGGUGCUCCUGAUCUAAGCUUGGAGGCACCCGAAGGUGGUAUUAAACUUCCCCAAAUGAAGCUGCCCCAGUUUGACAUCUCCACUCCAGGGUCUGACUUGGACAUUAACAUCAAGGGGCCACAAGUUGGUGGAGAGCUAAAGGGGCCAGGCCUGGAUGUGAACCUGAAAGGGCCUCAGAUCUCAGCACCAGAUGUGGACUUGAACUUGGAAGGACCAAAAGUGAAAGGGAGCCUCGGGGGCAUUGGUGAGAUGAAAGGCCCCACAGUCGCAGGAAGUCUGCCGGGUGUCAGUGUUCAGGGCCUGGACGGCAAUCUCCACAUGCCUGGAAUCAAGUCCCCUGGAUGUGCUAUGGACCUGCCAGGUGUGAAUGUCAAACUCCCAACUGGGCAGAUUUCGGGUCCUGAAAUCAAAGGUGAUCUGAAAGGUUCAGGAAUGGGUUUCCAUGGAGCUGUUCCUGACAUCAAUGUAAAAGGGCCUUCCUUUAAUGUGGCAUCUCCUGAGUCAGAUUUUGGUGUCAGCUUGAAGGGCCCAAAAAUCAAAGGCGGUGUGGAUGUUUCAGGUGGUAUCAGUGCCCCAGAUAUCAGCCUGGGCGAAGGGCAUAUGAGUGUUAAAGGAUCUGGGGUGGAGUGGAAGGGACCCCAGGCCUCCUCUGCUCUCAACCUGGAUGCAUCUAAACUUGCUGGGGGCCUUCAUUUCUCAGGACCAAAGAUAGAAGGAGGAGUGAAAGGAGGUCAGAUUGGACUCCAGGGUCCUGGGCUGAGUGUGUCUGGGCCUCAAGGUCACUUGGAAAGUGGAUCUGGAAAAGUAACAUUCCCCAAGAUGAAGAUCCCCAAAUUUACCUUCUCUGGCCGUGAGCUGGUUGGCAGAGAAGUGGGGGUGGAUAUCAACUUCCCGAAAGUGGAGGGCAAUGUGCAGGCCUGUGCUGGAGAAGGCGAGUGGGAAGAAUCCGAAGUAAAACUUAAAAAGUCCAAAAUCAAAAUGCCCAAGUUUAAUUUUUCCAAACCUAAAGGGAAAGGUGGCGUCACGGGUUCACCAGAAGCAUCCAUCUCUGGGUCCAAAGGUGACCUGAAAAGUUCCAAGGCCAGCCUGGGCUCCCUGGAAGGAGAAGCAGAGGCCGAGGCAUCUUCACCCAAAGGCAAAUUCUCCCUAUUUAAAAGUAAGAAGCCACGGCACCGCUCCAAUUCUUUCAGUGAUGAAAGGGAGUUCUCCGCCCCUUCCACCCCCACGGGGACUUUGGAGUUUGAAGGUGGAGAAAUGUCCCUGGAAGGUGGGAAAGUUAAAGGGAAGCAUGGGAAGCUGAAGUUUGGUACCUUUGGUGGAAUAGGGUCAAAGAGCAAAGGUCAUUACGAGGUGACCGGGAGCGAUGAUGAGGCAGGCAAGUUACAGGGGAGUGGAGUGUCCCUGGCCUCUAAGAAGUCCCGACUGUCCUCUUCUUCUAGCAACGACAGUGGUACUAAGGUCGGCAUCCAGCUUCCUGAGGUUGAGCUGGCGGUUUCCACAAAGAAAGAGUAGAGGGCCUCUGUAUGUGUGUACAUAUCUAUAUAAAUACAUCCGCCUUGGGUGUCUUUGUUUAUAAACUGCAAAGAGAAACACCCCAACAGCCUCAGCAAUAAUGCAAAGAUCUUGCCUCUCCCAGUGGUGGCAGGUGCUGAAAAACCAACCACCGACAGGCUCCAGGAACUCUACAGAAGAAGAGUUCCAAGUUCAUCCAGCCGUGUGCAAAGUCAACAGUUAUUUUGCCUUUAAGAGUUCAGUUUUUUUUUUUUUUUUUUUUGCAUUGAACGCUGAGAGCUCCUGUUUACUAAAGCCAGCUUUUGUGUUUAUUAUCCUUGUUUUUACUGAACAUUGUUAGUGUUGGGGGUAAUGGAAACCCAUUUUUUUCAUUGUAAUGACUUUGGGCUUUUGUUAGUAGGGGAGGGUGGGGUAAAGGCAGCAGGGGUGGGGUGGGGAGAUCAGCAUUGAUCCUAAGAUCAGAUCUAUUCAAACAGAGCAUCUGGAUGUGAUGGCCCAGAGGAGGUGACAGCCAGAGUCUGGGCAUGGUUUGGGGGUCUUUAGCACAGCUUUUCCCCCCAGGGGUGGUGGUCCCAGCCAGUUCAGUGCUCAAAGGUGAGGUGAGAGGGAAUUAGAAACUGCAAAUUGUCCAACCCACUGGCUCAACAGGAGGGACUUCUAUUCUGUGUUUUGUAAGAGAAAUGUUUUAUUCAUGACUGCCAUGUUCCUGAUAAUAGUUCUGAUUUCUUUUUUUUUAACAAAUGUUUUCAUGAUUCAGAAAAUUUCUGGCACUUUAAUGGCAAAUUAAUUGAGAAUGUAAGAAAGUGAUGCUGUAUGAGGCAAAUAAAGCUGUUAUUAACCCUGA